Molecule: messenger RNA, 3243 nt
Organism: Panonychus citri (citrus red mite)
Lineage: Eukaryota; Metazoa; Arthropoda; Arachnida; Trombidiformes; Tetranychidae
Product: cytoplasmic dynein 2 intermediate chain 2-like
Biological process (GO): intraciliary transport
Cellular component (GO): ciliary plasm; cytoplasmic dynein complex
Molecular function (GO): dynein light chain binding; dynein heavy chain binding
Source: RefSeq, a predicted model, not a curated record
AAUUGUUACAAUUAAAGAUGUCGGAAAAUGAAGUGAUUAAGAAAAACAAUUGGAGUCAAACUGAAAAGUUGAAAAUAUCGGAAGUGUCAACACAAAAACCGGAACAUGUUAAUUCAUUUGUCCAAACGAUUUGGUCAAUUGUUGAUCAAUCAUUUCAAUCCUCGAGAUUAUCAUUGACCAAAGGAUCAGCUGGACAAUCAGACAGAACAAUUAAGAUUGAUUAUCAUCGAUUACAUAGAUUUCUUCAUCGAUCAGCAUUAAUCGAAUCAGAGAUUCGUGAUAGUUGCCAAUUUGAUCAAUUAUCUUCAUCGUGGUUAAACUAUUGGAAUGGAGCCUCAGGUAAAGGUAUUAAUUGUGAUAGAAGAUUAAAUUCAAAAAUUUUAGAUUAUCUGAUUAGUGAGAUUAAAUCAUCAACUUUAUCUUCGAGUUUAAUUAUCUCCGGUAUCACAUGGAAUUCACCACAAACCACCCUGGCUGUUGUCUACCGGGUAUCACGACAUUCUGAUUGGUGUAUUCAUAAAACUUUUCUACUAUUAUGGAAUCUAUUUUCUCGUCGAAAUGAUUCCAAUAGUUCAAGGCCAAUUUACGCUUGUGAGGUCGAUAAUUGUAUCACCAAGUUAAUUGCUCAUCCAUUUAAAGGGUCAAUUUAUGUUCUUGGUUGCUACAAUGGUAAUUUAAUUGUUAUUGAUACUCGACUUUUGGAAAAUUUAUCAUCAUCGACGUCAGAUUUUCUGGUUGAUUUACCGAUUUCUCAUCGAUCACCGAAUCGAGGUGAUCUUCAUCAGGACGAAAUUAUCGCACUUCAUUGGUACAAAAGGUCGGGGAGAGUUAAUCUUGACGAGGAAGAUGAAUUGAUCAGUUUUUCUCUUGAUGGACUAAUCGUCCGAUGGAAAUUGCAAUCAACAAUCAAAACUAAAUUACUCGAACCUCUUGAACUGUUCAACAUUAUCCUUUCCGAUUUACCCAAAUCUAUGGGGCUGAAGGAGACCCUUGGGCCCUUUAACAAAGGAGUACCCGUUUUAUCAACCACAUGGGAGCCUGAUAAUGAAUUUGGAUUCAUCGUCGGCUGUGAGGCCGGUGCCGUUUUCAGAUGCUCUCUUAACGGUAAUUUAAGAUCAACCGAAGGAACUCCUGAUAGCACAAUCAGACCUUCCGAUUGGUUGCCGAUUAAAAAUCCAAUCGUAAUGUCCUAUGUCCCUCAUCGAGCGGGAGUGACCAAUGUCAAUUUCUCACCAAAUUUGCGUAACAUUUUCAUCUCUUCGGGUGCAGACAAUGAAUUCCGGGUUUGGGAUGUUUUUCAAUCGAAACCAUUGUUCGUGGUUCAUUGUGAUCUGAAUAUCAUGUCCACUGUUUGGUUAAAUACUCGACCUGUAAUAGUUACCGUUCAAGACGAUGGUUUCAUUUGUGUCUACUCAAUUAGCACCAAAUCAAAGCCAAAAUUAAUUCACCGAUUCAGUUUGGAGGAAAGGAAAUCAGCUCGAUCGAUGUGGAAAAACUUAAUCAACCAUGAUGAUCAAAUCGCAAUAACUGAUGAAAAUAAUACGAUUCAUCUUUAUUCAAUUCAUUUAACCAAUGAAAAUAUAAUUUCGGAUCAACAUUAAUAUACAACAAUCUAAUUGACUGUCACAGUUGGGAGUACAAAAUAUUGAUCGAACCAUUGAUUAUCCAAAGAGAAGGAAAAUUUGCUGCUAAUUGUGAGAAAUACUAAAAUCACCUUAGCAAAUAUGAGAUCUUUCAUCAUUGUAUCGUAUAAAUUGAUGGGCACAACAAACGCAAUAAAUUCAGAUCAAAGCUUAUGGACAAUUCUGAUCAAAGUACUUUGGAAUGAUAGACAAUUAAGGUCGAUCGGAACAAUCACUUUCAUAUCACAUGUUUUAUAAUAAGAAACUGGAUAAAACUAGAAAACGAUAAUGACUUAAUCGGCAAUUCAAUCGAGAAAUUCAUGAUAUUUAUAUUCGACAAUAUCUAAUAUGAUUCGUUAUGGUUAGAUUGUAAUCUUAAUCAUGAUGAUUUCUGCUAAUGAAAAGAUUAUCUUAAGGACUCACAAGCGUUCAAGAGCUUAAUAUGAUGGUAGAACUUAGAGAAAUCAAUUAAAUUUUACGCUGAUCCAGUUACUAUUUCUUUGAUUUAUUAAUUAUUGUAUACAAAGAGAGAUUCUUUUUCAUCGUUUGUGACAUUAAUUAAUUUUUCUCGCGAUUUUUCAACAUUAAUUUUAUACGUUUGUUAACUACAUUGUAAUAUAUUCAACUUCGAUUCGAACCAAGUUUGCGAAAUGUUUAAAAUGUUGCUUAAAACUUUUGUAACGAUGCUUCUCAGUCAAUUACUUGUUGAAUCUUUACGUGAACAAGAUUUUCGAAAAGUUUGGAUAAAUAUUAUCAAAAAUACUUCUCAUACGCUUUUUACAUGGCCAAAUUGAACAUCGAAUUGAUUAUCUCACCGAAAUUAACCAGCGUUAUCCUUUUACUACUGAAGAGGUUUUAUUCAUAAACACAACGAUUGAAUCAAUGAAAUUACUGAGCAAUUUCAUUCCUAGAAUACUUUCAACAAUAGAAACUGACUCUAAGUACGAAAUCUUAGCCAAAAUUUACAACGGAAUGGUGGAACAAUUUAACAACGAAUUCAGUUCAAAGUAUAAAAGUAUCGUAGAAAUUGAUUUUCUCAGUCCAACCAUAUCACUUAAUCUUCUUGAUGACAAUUCCGAAACAGUUGAAUCGAUUAAACAAAAUGUCUUAUACUUGAUCGAUUCAUAUUCUUAUGACAUUAAUCUCUUACUUAAAAACAGAGCACAAGAGGGAACGAGAGCUGAAUUAUCUAGAUUUUGUUUGGAUAAUUUAACUUCACUUCGCAGUGAGAUCGAAAAUUUCUCCCAGGUCUCCGGAAGUUUGUCCUUUAAGCGUUUCAAAGCUUUGCUACGACGAUUUGAUUUAAUUGUUCUUAUUGCUACCGGUUGACUUUAACUUGCGACUCAAUUGAUUUUCUGGACAUGGUCAGGGAAUAUUUGAAUAUUUUAAUGAAAGAAGAAGAAAAUUAUAAACAAUAGCAUAACAGCUACAAUCAGAAACGAUUUACAAUUAACUAGUUUGAAGCAACAAACGUCCGAAUUGUUUGUUGAUAUUGAAUGUCCAUGUAACUUUCACUUUAAUUACUUCGAAUGACAAUCAUGUUAAUUUUGUAAAAAACUCUCCUUUUCUGUUAAUUGCUGCUGGAAAUAAAAACAACAAUUAAGUUGUAAGGAUUAUCUUA